Aureococcus anophagefferens is the source of this 1242-nucleotide messenger RNA. It is a transcript of the gene HPR1, whose product is annotated as glyoxylate reductase. The transcript has a single exon. The coding region runs from base 1 to 1242 and encodes 413 amino acids. The record is from RefSeq and is a predicted model, not a curated record. Gene Ontology annotation, molecular function: NAD binding; glyoxylate reductase (NADPH) activity; hydroxypyruvate reductase [NAD(P)H] activity. Gene Ontology annotation, cellular component: cytosol. Lineage: Eukaryota; Pelagophyceae; Pelagomonadales; Pelagomonadaceae.
AUGAGCGCGGCGCCCGAUGCGGACGCCGCCCUCGACCCGUCGACGCGGGCGAACCUGGAGGCGAUCCUCGCCGUCGCCCGGGAGCUGCCGAGCGCGGAGGACGCCGGCGUCGGCGGUAGAAACGCCGCCGUGCUCGGCCAGAUCGCGGAGCUCGCCGCCGACAUCGAGCGCGUGCUCGACGUCGCCGACGGCUUCGAGCGCCUCGAGGCGCCGCCGCCGCCGCCGCGCAUCGCCGUGCUCUGCGGGUCGACGACGGACGGCGGCGCCGCCGACGGCACGGGCGCGGGCUACGAGGGCACGCUCGGCGACGUCGACCCGGACUUCGAGCCGAUCCUCCGCGCGGCGCUCCCGGACGGCGCGGUGCUCGUGCCCUACGAGGAGGCGAUCGCGGCGGGCGACUGCGUCGGCGCGCUCACCGUGACCCACGCGCACGUGUCCGACGCGCUCCUCGAGAAGCUCGGGCCGAAGCUGAGGGUCGUGUCGAACUACGGCGUCGGCGUGAACCACGUGGACCUCGAGGCCUGCGCGCGGCGCGGCGUGAAGGUCGGCCACACGCCGGGCGUGCUCGCGGACGCGACGGCGGACCUCGCCUGGGCCCUCCUGCUCGCGUGCGCGCGGCGCGUCCCCGAGUGCGACGCGUACGCGCGGUCGCCCGCCUUCGUCGCCUACGACAACAUGGCCUUCCUCGGCUGCGACGUCGCGGGCAAGACGCUGGGCGUCGUCGGCAUGGGGAGCAUCGGCGGCGAGGUCGCGCGGCGCGCGCUCGGCUUCAAGAUGGAGACGCUCUACUUCAACCGGACGCGGCGGCCCGAGGCCGUCGAGCGCGAGCUCAAGGCGACGUGGGUCCCGCGGCUCGCGGACCUGCUCCCGCGCUGCGACUUCGUCGUCGUCGUCUGCCCGCUGACGCCGGCGACGGCGGGGCUCCUCGGCGCGGCGACGCUGCCGCUCAUGCGCGACGGGUCCGUGCUCGUCAACGUGUCGCGCGGCGGCGUCGUCGACCAGGCCGCGCUCCUCGCGGCGCUCGACGGGCCCGGCGGCCUCGCGCGCGCGGGGCUCGACGUGUCGUCGCCGGAGCCGCUCCCGCCGGGCCACGCGCUCCGCGGCCACGCGAAGGUCGUCUGGACGCCGCACCGCGGCUCCGCGACAACGGGCGCGCGCCGCGCGAUGGCCGAGCUCGCGGCGGCGAACCUCGCCCUGGGCGUCGCGGGCGCGCCCCUCGCCCACUGCUGUAACGGGCUCUAG